Molecule: messenger RNA, 654 nt
Organism: Cebus imitator (Panamanian white-faced capuchin)
Lineage: Eukaryota; Metazoa; Chordata; Mammalia; Primates; Cebidae
Product: 60S ribosomal protein L27-like
Exons: 3
Coding region: 58-654 (198 amino acids)
Biological process (GO): translation
Cellular component (GO): ribosome; cytosolic large ribosomal subunit
Molecular function (GO): structural constituent of ribosome
Source: RefSeq, a predicted model, not a curated record
AUUAGCGGAAGUGUUCUUCUUUCCUUUUUGCUGUAGGCCCGAGUGGGAGCUGCUGAAAUGGGCAAGUUCAUGAAACCUGGGAAGGUGGUGCUUGUCCUGGCUGGAUGCUACUCUGGACGCAAAGCCGUCAUUGUGAAGAACAUUGAUGAUGGCACCUCAGAUCGCCCCUACAGCCAUGCUUUGGUGGCUGGAAUUGACCGCUAUCCCCGCAAAGUGACAGCUGCCAUGGGCAAGAAGAAGAUCGCCAAGAGGUCAAAGAUCAAGUCUUUUGUGAAAGUUUAUAACUACAAUCACCUGAUGCCCACAAGGUACUCUGUGGACAUCCCCUUGGACAAAACUGUCGUCAAUAAGGAUGUCUUCAGAGAUCCUUCAGAGACAGGCCAGAAUCAGGCCCUGGGCUGGAGGAGCCUCCCUGGAUUGCUUUCUGUGCUACAGUGCUGUCAGCAGAGUGGACCAUCUGAGCACUUCCCGGACGAUGCAGACCAGUGGCAGGAACUGGCCGGCACCAAGGCCGCUCCUGGGCGCCAGGCCGCGGCGCCUCCGAGGACCACAGGUGGACAGCGGGAGGCUCAGAACCAGGGCCCGGGGCGAAGAUGGCCUUCGCUGCGGUCAACCCGGAGCACGUGCUGGGGCUCACCGGCCUCACCGCGCUGA